This is a messenger RNA of Phycodurus eques (leafy seadragon), 518 nucleotides long. RefSeq names its product small ribosomal subunit protein eS26. Gene Ontology annotation, molecular function: structural constituent of ribosome; mRNA binding. The transcript has 4 exons. Gene Ontology annotation, cellular component: cytosolic small ribosomal subunit; ribosome. Gene Ontology annotation, biological process: translation. The record is from RefSeq and is a predicted model, not a curated record. The coding region runs from base 1 to 474 and encodes 157 amino acids. Lineage: Eukaryota; Metazoa; Chordata; Actinopteri; Syngnathiformes; Syngnathidae.
AUGUUACAACCAAUAUUUCUUUUUUUUAGUUAUGUGAAGAAUAAUUUGGUGCCCUGUGAGGGGCGGAAAUGCACUAGUUUGCGCUGCACAACCUCUUCCGGUCCUCUUUCCAGCUUCCCGUACAACAUGACUAAGAAGAGAAGGAAUAACGGUCGUGCCAAGAAGGGCCGUGGGCACGUGCAGCCCAUCCGCUGCACCAACUGUGCCCGCUGCGUCCCCAAGGACAAGGCCAUCAAAAAGUUUGUCAUCAGGAACAUUGUGGAGGCUGCAGCUGUUAGAGACAUCUCAGAGGCCAGCGUCUUUGACUCAUAUGUUCUACCCAAGCUCUAUGUGAAGCUGCACUACUGUGUCAGCUGUGCCAUCCACAGUAAAGUGGUGAGGAACCGCUCCUGUGAGGCCAGGAAAGACCGCACACCGCCACCCAGGUUCAGGCCCAAUGCUGGUGCCCCAAGAGCUCCUGCAAAGCCCAUGUAAAUGUCAUGCUUUACUCCUGAGGAAUAAAAGUCUUUCACAAAGUC